This is a messenger RNA of Closterium sp. NIES-67, 3657 nucleotides long. NCBI's taxonomy places the organism in Eukaryota, Viridiplantae, Streptophyta, Zygnematophyceae, Desmidiales, Closteriaceae. The record is from the annotation of a GenBank genome assembly.
CUGUCCUUCCUCCCUCCCCUCUUCCCCCAACCCCCCAUCUUCCUCGUCUCGUUCUCCUGAACCAUUAGAAAUCACUUUCUGCAUCCCUGUCACUCUCCAACCCACAUUUAUCCAAUGAUCAAAUGCACAGCUCCAUAUUAGUCCACCUUCGCGUCGAAACCUUGACACCUAUUUCAGCACAGAGAAACGAGUAGUCCCUCUAGAACCCCCGACCGCUUGACUGCAUCCUGUAAAUCCCUCUAGGUCAAAAUCCUUCAAAAUCAUCGAUCGCCGCAGCUCAGUUGAUCCUCGAGCGAACGCAAAAGUCGCGUACCAGUAAAUCGUCGUCCACGGAAAUAGCCGCAUUUGUGAACGUUUCUGCGCGGAUUGCAAUAACCUUCCAUAGUGAUUCAACAUCGUAGCAGCCUUACGGAUUUUUGCACCGCAAUCUCGCAGUAGUCACAUUUCGUCUCCACAAUCCUCGCUGCCGCGUCGCCUUCGUACCGACCGCCAUGUUGCGCGUAUUCGCCACAAGAGCGGCGCAGCAAUUUCAGCGCCACGCCGCCAAUCGAGCGCUCAGCGCGCUCGCCGCUUCCGCCGCCGCGGGCGGGAUGGGCGGCAUUGCGGCGGGCAGGUGGGGCAGCGUGUGGAAAAAAUGCCGGCCGGACGCCGCCACCGCCGCCACCGCCGCCACCGCCGCCACCGCCGCCACCGCCGCCGCCGCCUCAAGUAACGCGCCCUUGGAUCUCGAUUUCGCGCAGCUCACGCCAUUGGCAUUCGCGAGGCGCUACAGCGCCGGUCCCGCCGCAUGUGGUGGCGACAGCACCGGCGGCAGCAGCGGCGGCAGCAUGGCGCAUGGCCCCGCGGAAAGCGGAGAUAAGCCGCCCGACAUGGUCGCUGCAUGCGGUGCGGACAACAUCUACCUUCAUCAUACCAACGUGGGAUCCGCCGUGCAUUCCGCCGCGAUCACCGUCGGCCUCAUCCACGCGCUCGAGCCGCUCCGCCCGGGAAUCGGCUACUUCCGCCCGGUCGACGGCACCACGCACGGCGGAAACCGCGCGGAUCUCAUGCGCAAGAUCUUCCGCCUGACCACCCCCGUGCGCGACAUGUACGGCGUGUCGCAGGACCGCGCGACUAGUCUCCUCCACUCGGACCGCGUCGACGACUUAGUUGACGAGGUGCUGACGUCAUACGAGCGGUGCCAGCGCGAGCACGAUUUUGUCGUGGUGGAAGGGACGUCUUUAAGGGACGGGAGCGUGUCGGCGCCGGUUAACGGGCUAAUCGCGUCCGCGUUAGGAGCGCCAGCGAUACUGUUGACGGACGCGCACGCUGCUGCGGACUCCAGCCAUCCCUUCUUCAGCAUGGAGGAAGUGGACUGGCAAGCCGACGCGGUUCACAGCAUGCUGGAGCACGCGCGCAUCCUAAGAAGCACCCACGUGCACGUGGCAGGCUCCUUAAUCUACCGCGUCCCGAAUGCCACCUCCUCCCCGCGCGCCGCCCUCCACUCCUCCCUCCGCCUGCGUGACUAUAUCGAGGCGCACUCGCGCUCGCAGGCCUACAUCCGCCCGUUAGAGGGACGCCAGUACCAGCCCAUACCGCUGCUCGGCGCGGUGCCAGAGGAUUCCUCGUUACAGUCACUCUCGGUAGAGGAACUGAGGAAGGCGGUCCUGGGGGAGGUGUUAUAUGGUCCCCCGUCGGCUUUCGCUGCUGCUGAGAAGGAUGAGAGGAGGAGCAGCAGCAGCAGCAGCAACAAUGCAAGCAGCAAUAACAGUACAAGGAAGGGCAAUAGUGCAAGCAGCAGCAGCAGAAGCAGCAUCAGCAGCAGUAAUAUCAGCUUGUUUUUCGAUCGCUCUACACCGACGCCAGCUGUCGCAUCCGCAGCACGCCACGUCAGCAGCAGCUACGACGAACCCAGCGGUUGCCACGUCAGCCGCCAGCUGGGAUUUGUGCCCGGGGCCGGACAGAUGGAUGUGACGAAAACGGUGGUGGCAACAUCGCCGUUUGAAGAGCUGGUGGAAGAAAUUCCGAGCGUGUGUGACUAUAUCGAUAAUGCGGCAGUGUUCGGUGGUGACUAUAACGAGGGGGGAGUGUGCGUGGUGACGCACGCGUGCGACACGGACGUGCUUCUGGGGACGAUGCAGCUCAGCCAGGCGAAAACCGACAAGCGAGUGGCGGCAGUUGUCUUAUCUGGGGGCACUCCACCCACUCUCACUUUGGACAAUAUCAUAAGGACCACCAACCUGUCAGCCUCGCUCCCAGUGCUGCUCUCCCCGCUCACCCCGCACGACAUCUGCCUCUCCAUCGCCCAUGCACAGUCCGCCCUGCACGCCACGUCCCACGCCAAGAUCCGCCGGGCGCAAGACCUUUUCCAAGACCACGCCGACACGCCCACCCUCCACCGGAUCCUCUUCCAAGAAGCUUCCUCCGGCCUCCACUCCGCACACGUCUCCCCACGGGUGUUCGAGCGGGGGAUCUUUUCCCGGGCGCGGGAGGCACAAUCCCAUGUCGUGUUAGCCAAGGGAGCUGAGCCUAAGGUGGUGCAAGCAGCGGGAGAGGUGCUCAGGAGGUCGCUCUGCCGGUUGACUCUCCUAGGGAAGCCAGAUGAGGUGCUUUUACAGGCUAAGGACCAGUGUGUGGAUUUAUCCGGAGCGAAUAUCGUCGAUCCCGGAUCGAGCCCGGAUUUGGCUCGGUAUGUGGAGCUGAUUUGCGAGGCGCAGUUGGAGCGAGGGGUGACCAUGGGUGUGGACGAGGCUCGGCGACUGCUGCUUUCCGAUCCUGCAUCUUUUGGUUCGGCGAUGGUUGCCGCGGGGGAGGCGGACGGGAUGGCGGUUGGGGGGAUCCGGCCGAACGGGAACGGGAGGAUCGUGAGAGGGGUGAUUAAGACGCGGCCGGAAAUGCCCGUUGUUUCCGGGGUGGUUUUCAUGUGUCUCCCUGAUAAGGUGCUCGUUUAUGGGGAUAGUGCAGGGAACACUAUUCCUACGGGUAACACCAUUCCCACUGGAAAGACUGUUCCUACCGUUGGUGCCUUUUCCGCGCGGCCGCCACCACCAAGCACAGCAGCAGGCAGUUUGGGUUCGGCCAAUGGGAGCAUGGGGAUGGGGAUGAGCAGCGCUGAUCCGACGGCUGAGGAGCUCGCGAUGAUCGCCAUGUCAUCGGCUGACACCGCUGCAGCCUUUGGCGUGGAGCCACGUGUCGCGCUGCUGUCCAGUCAUUCGAACCAGCAUGGUGCCACGAGAGACCCCUUGGCAGAACGCAUUGAGGAAGCGGCCAGUAUAAUCAAGGAGCAAAGGCCCAACCUCGCCGUGGAAGGCCCGCUUCCUUAUGACGCUGCUGUGGGUGAGGAUAGAAGCCAGGGGGGGUCCAUUUUAUGUGAUAACUCGGACGUGGCCGGCAAAGCUACAGUGCUGAUUUUCCCUGAUAUGCACAGCAGCACAAAUAUGUACAGGAAGCAGCAACGGGCGUCGCGAGCUGUUGCCAUGGGGCCGGUAUUGCAGGGUUUGAGGCGGCCUGUUAGUGACGUAACAAACAGUGAUAGUGUGAGGGACUUGGUUACGACGAUUGCCAUAACUGGCGUGCAAGCAGCAGCCAUGUCUUCUGUUUCUGGCUCUACGUCCAGUUGAAUAACCAUUAUACAUCUCAUUUCUAGGUUGUAUUCCUCCUAUAUAUUUGAUUGUGCUA